UCCCAUCAUAACUGGCCGAUAAACCGAAAAGGUUAGGUGUGUUUGUGAUUUUAAAAAAUCACUAUUAAGAAUUGUAGCGUUUAAAAUGUUACAAAUGUGUCUUGACAUUUGUCCAAAAUAACUUUAAUGAGGAACAAGAGCAGAAGUCAGCCUGACACCGCGUUUUUGUUGCUUUUUUUUUCUUUUUGGUUUCGUCGGUGGUUACUCAGCAGUUUUUGUUGGAUGGGAGUGUCUGUAUGUCCGCUUCUGAACUCUUUUUUUCUUUUAGCUGAGGUGGACGCGGUGAGGAGGUAGUUUCUCCACGUGUGGACCUUCUGCAGCAGCAGCCAGGUGACAGGACCGACGUCAUGCUGCUAAAACCCUGCAGGACUCCUCUGCUGCUCACCGUCACCUGCAUCUGCUUCUCCGGAGGUUUGCUGUGGUCCUACAAGGAAGAGGAUGUCAGUGAUGGAGAGAAGUGCUCUGAUAAUAACAUUUCCACCACCAAGUACCCUUGCGUGAAGUCGACGGGAGAAAUUACGACUUGUUACAGAAAGAAAUGCUGCAAGGGCUUCAAGUUUGUGAUGGGCCACUGCAUUCCUGAAGAUUAUGACGUGUGUGCUAGUGCGCCCUGUGAGCAGCAGUGUACGGACCAUUUUGGUCGAGUGGUGUGCACCUGUUACCCAGGUUUCCGCUACGAUCGUGAGCGCCACAGAAGGCGAGAAAAGCCUUACUGUCUCGACGUUGAUGAAUGUGCCGAUAAAAACAUGAGUGCGUGUUCUCAGAUCUGCGUCAACACUGCGGGGAGCUAUAGGUGUGAGUGUGAGGCUGACUAUUUCCUGGAAAAAGAUGGAAAAACAUGCACCAAAGGAGAGAGAGUCCAUGCCAAUGAGAAGUGUGAUAAUUUAAUGAAUGCUGCAACUUGCUCAGCCACGUGUGAAGAUUUCCUCCAGAUCAAGGAGUCAGUCCUGCAUCUCAAACAGAAGAUGGCCUUACUGUCAAAUAGUGCUGAUGUUCCUGUACUGAUGACCAAUGAGAAAGUGACAUCACCUGUAUAUAUACCAGGACCUCCAGGUUCACCUGGACCUCCAGGAGAUACCGGGCCUUUGGGUCCUUCAGGACUGAUGGGACCUCCUGGCCCACCUGGUCCCAGGGGAAUGAUGGGACCCACUGGACCCACACCAGACCUGUACCAUGUGAAACGAGGCCCUCGAGGACCUGUGGGACCGCCAGGAGCACCAGGAAGGAAUGGCCUGAAGGGGGACCGAGGAGCUUCUGGCCCUGCUGGACCACCAGGCCCCCCAGGUUCCUUUGACUUCUUGCUUCUGCUCAUGGCAGACAUCCGCAACGACAUAGCUGACCUGCAGAGCAAGGUGUACGGUCGCUCGCUGCACUCUCCAGAGGAUGACUUUCCUGCUGCUCCCGAUAGCUGGAGGGACACACAGGACAGUGAGGACACGGGCUCGGGAGAGGAGUAUAAAGAAUCUCCACCUCAAAGGGGGAGCAGGAGGAGCAGGAAGAGAAAACCUGCACGAGACAGAACAAACUGACCAAACUGGAGUGUUUUAAAGGGUGUUUUCUAACCGUUGUCAUGCCUAAAUUUUGUUAUUUAAUGGAUGUUUUAAGAACUUAUUGUCUGCGUUUUUAUCACAGAUGCUUUAUUUUUGUAUGGUGUAAUCAUUUGUGUCUGUUUUUGAACAAAUGAGAGUCUGACGGUGCCAGUAUGUGUGAUUUACCUGUUUUCUGAAACACGUCAUUUCCCACAGAUCAGUAAAAGAGUUACUGAUUUUUUUUCACUCAUUCCUCUUAAAGCAGCAGUUAUCUCUCUUUCAGCAAUUAGACGUGUGAAUUUUUAGAAAUCUUUAAAAAGUGAUACUCUCACCUUGUUCCAUGAUGUAAUGUAGGCAAUACGUCAAUCAUUAAUUUUUUGCUUACAUACAGAGGUGCACAUUCACAAACUAGGGAUUGCCUCCAGCUCCAGCCACAUGGGAGGGGUUUAAGGUGCAAUACGUUUUUCUGCCACUAGAUGGUGACCUCUGACAAAAAAACUCCUGAUUUCUGCUGUAAACAGUAUUUAGUUAUAUAACUUUUAUAAGGAACAGAACCACCAAAGCCUUGCAUGGCUUACAUUGAGAAACAUGAUGAACUACUGCAAUGUGUUACUUGUUUAUCUGCCAAAUGUUUUGUGUUCACAGCAUCAGUCAGAUAAAAACAUAAUUUAUCGUGGAUACAUCAUGAGAAGUAGCCUGCCCUGAAGAGUCAGUCUAAUGUAAAGCACAAACAUUUGUUUCUUUUCUGUUUUAUAAAAUGUUCUCUGGUCUUCUUGAGUGUGUUCUCCACCAAAGGGAGAACUUCUCCCUCUGGUGGAGAACACACUCCCGGAAAAGUCACAUAAAUUCACCAAAAGCGGUGUGGGGUGCAUUUUACAAGCUGCAGAGAAACAAGCAGAUGUUUUAUUUUAUCAUUGCUUUAUCGGCCAAUAAGAUAAAAUCGGUUUAAAUGUUAAGUUUUAACAUUAAUCUUUUUCGCAGCAUUGAUUUGUGUCGUAUUAAAAUGUAGUUAUUUAAAUUAAGUAAGAGUCUUCUUAUCUGGUCAGUGUCUGUCUGUGGUUGUGCAUACAUAGUUAAUGAGGUCAUUGCUGGAACUGAAUGGACUUUCUUGGCUUGCUUGAAGAGAGAAUUAUUAUUCUGGCACCGAGCUCCAUGCCGGAUUUUGGAUGUUGAGAUUUUUUCUGAGCUCAUAAACUUUGUUGUUUCAGGCUUAGUUUUGCUGGUGUUGUUUUUUUUUUUUUAAUAGUCAUAAUUUAUGUGUUCUUCUGUUUUU
Molecule: messenger RNA, 2802 nt
Organism: Nothobranchius furzeri (turquoise killifish)
Lineage: Eukaryota; Metazoa; Chordata; Actinopteri; Cyprinodontiformes; Nothobranchiidae
Gene: ccbe1
Product: collagen and calcium binding EGF domains 1
Biological process (GO): extracellular matrix organization
Molecular function (GO): extracellular matrix structural constituent conferring tensile strength; calcium ion binding
Source: RefSeq, a predicted model, not a curated record